CUUGACACCUCCAAGUUAAACAAAAAGAAAAACAAAGGACGCUUGCGAAAAUGCUGAAAUUUAAUAUUUUAAUAUUUCUCAUGUUCUCAAGCGCUAUUGCGAUUGCGUCUUCAAAUUCCUGCGAGACAAUGCUGCACAAUCUGGCCAACACACAACAGCUAUAUGUGUUCUGUACAACUGCACAUGCCGUGCCUGUCAAGAUCUGUAAUGGCUGCGGACAGCAGUACCUAAAUAUGAAAAAUGAAUACACCCAGCUGAUGAACGAUAUAAAUUGCUCAAAACAGUAUUCAGAGAGUGAUCGCAUAAAUGUGGUCGGCACAACACAAAGUGUACUGACUGGGCUUUGGAAUCGAGCUAAUUGUGAUGAUUGCAUAAAAGGAAAUCAUUCAGACGAGUAUGACACCAUAUGGGCAAAAUGGGCAGAGUGCCUCGAAAAUAACAAAAAAAACAAUUUAGAGUGCAUAGCAUGUCUUCCUCAGUAUUUGGAAUUGAAUGAUUUCUACAGGGAACUUGAAAAGAAAAACAUUGGUAAAGUCUGCUUCGACUUGCAGGAUUCGAUGAAUCGCUCCCGAGUUCUCUGGUCCAAGGAGUUGAAGUGCUGCCAACGGGAACCCCGAUUAGCCGCAUUUAUUAGUAGCGUAGGCGUGGUAACUGCGAUCAUAGUGCUCUUCUAUGCUGGUGUUGUGUUUCUCACCCUGCGGCGUGAAGCAAAUCAUGGCACGCUCAAUGACACAGCACCCGAACUGGAUGCACCCUCGACAUCAUCGCUCAUAACUGCCGCUAUCUUGUCCACAACGAGUGCUGAUGAGACAUCUAGCAUAUCGGCGAGGGAAGAGAAGAUUAAUUCUAUACUCGCUACAGCCGAGGAUUCCAGUGACUCUGACGACCCGUUGCCAACAUUUAAGUCAAAGUUGAGCUAGUAUCUUGUGCCAAAUUAAUUGCUUAUGUAUACUUACAUAUACAAGUAUAUCGAAUAUGCAAAUUAUCUUAUGUAUGUACAUAGUUUUAAGUAAAGCAAAGCUUUUUUAAAAAACAUUAAA
Molecule: messenger RNA, 1040 nt
Organism: Scaptodrosophila lebanonensis
Lineage: Eukaryota; Metazoa; Arthropoda; Insecta; Diptera; Drosophilidae
Product: osteopetrosis-associated transmembrane protein 1
Exons: 3
Coding region: 51-920 (289 amino acids)
Cellular component (GO): cytosol
Source: RefSeq, a predicted model, not a curated record